AUGUGGGAAUGUGAAAUGUUGGAGGAGGAGAAGAUGGAGAGAGUGUGGGUCUAUGCUGCUUUGGCACUUUCAGACAUUUUAUUCAGGUCCCCAUAUGACUUGACUACCACUCCCUUUCUCUCUCUAGUAGCUCUUUAUUAUUAUUGUUUCACUAUAUUAAAAUAA
Molecule: messenger RNA, 165 nt
Organism: Arabidopsis thaliana (thale cress)
Lineage: Eukaryota; Viridiplantae; Streptophyta; Magnoliopsida; Brassicales; Brassicaceae
Exons: 1
Coding region: 1-165 (54 amino acids)
Source: RefSeq, marked reviewed